This is a messenger RNA of Drosophila miranda, 5226 nucleotides long. RefSeq lists its product as uncharacterized. Bases 1904 to 4147 code for a protein of 747 amino acids. The record is from RefSeq and is a predicted model, not a curated record. Lineage: Eukaryota; Metazoa; Arthropoda; Insecta; Diptera; Drosophilidae. The transcript is spliced from 2 exons.
AUUGCAGAACACGGAGGCCAACGUGGGUGCGCACGUCAGGCAGCUGAAAAAAGCUCACAUUUAUAUGUAUGUAUGCGAGAUCGUGCACAUACUGCCAUCUCGCUCUAACCAACGAAGUUCUUGCGGGCCAGCAACUAGAGGCUUGAGUGCGCAGUUGGCUGAUGAAAUCGAGUGAAAAUUUCUGGAUUGUGGUUUGUUUGGUAAGUGCCAAUUUGAUUGUUGAUUUGGGGAAAGGUUAGUCUGCGGGUGAUGAUAACCAGAGCAAUGAGCAAAUUAAGGGCAACGGAUAAAAUGGACGAGGACAACGUUGAGAUGGGAAAAGUGGAAAGAGAAUCCGCGCAAGGUGAAGCCUCAAAUAUGGAGGGGGCCGGGCCCGGCACAUCAAAAGAAGCCCACUCAUGGCGUUGUUAACGUUAUGAUGGAGAUGUGGCGCCAAAUGCAAGAAGGUCAGCGGGCCAAUGCAAUGCAAAUGCAGCAGUUCCAAAUGGAAGUUCUGCGGAUGAAUCAAAUUCAAAUGGAAAAAACUAAUAUACUUCUGCGAUCCCUUGGUAUUAGUGGAAGGACAACUGGCGAGCCAGGACCACAAUCAACCACGGCUGAGCCCUCAGUGAUAUCAGACGCAGUCUCAUCACCAAGGCAACCGGUUCCUUCUCAGGAAACGCAAAGAAAAUUGUACGAUCCACCGGAGUUUAAUGGUGCUCCCGAAGAGUGGCCAAUGUUCAACGAAGCUUUCACUAUGACCACUGCAGAGUACGGAUACAGUGACAGGCAAAAUUUGUUACGCCUCCAAAAGGCAAUAAAGGGCAAGGCUAGGGAGACCGUUGAAUGUUUGCUUAUUCACAGUUCUAACGUUUCAAAUAUUUUAGAGACCCUUAAACAAAAUUUUGGUAGACCGGAGAAACUCGUAAAAAGCCAGAUUAGUCGCGUUAGAGAAUUUCCGAGCAUUCGCGAAGGUUCAAGUAGAGUUCAAAAUGAAGGUACAAAACUUGGCUUCAUUCUUAGAAGCAGCUAACGCACAUCAGCAGUUAAAAAACCCAACAUUAAUGGAGGAGUUAAUCUUAAAGUUGCCAGUGCAACAGAGACUGGAGGGGGCACGCCAUUCCAAGCAACUAGGAGAUGAAAAAUCGAUCAGUCAUUUAAGUCUAUGGCUUCAGAGAUUGGCCGAAGAAGUGCAAGACGCAGGAUUGGUUGACGAUCAGGCGACGUUCAAGCCAAAGAAGGAAAACAUGGAGACUAUUCCAUGCAAACGACAUCGGACUUGUAACCAUGAAGGCGUGCUCCGCCUGCAAUGGGAAACACGACUUGGAAAACUGUAACUCAUUUGCCCAGUUAGAACUUGAAAAAAAAUGGCAGCAUGUAAGGGAAAGAAAAUUAUGCUUCAAUUGCCUAAAGUACGGCCAUCGUAGUCAAAAAUGUAGACGACAUCACCAAUGUGGACUUGAUGGAUGUGCCAAACGCAUUCACCGUUUGCUCCAUGCAGAAUCAGUUAAUCAACCAGGCGAGGAAGUAAAGUUCACAGGAACAGCAACGCAUGAGGCUAGCUCAAUGAUUUUGUUUAAGAUAUUGCCUGUUAAUCUUCAUGCUAAAAAUAAAAUAGUGAGGUGCCACGCCUUUUUGGAUGAAGGUUCUGCAGUAACCCUUAUAAAUGAAAGCCUGGCAGACGAGUUAGGAUUACAUGGGCCCAAAGAAAGUCUGACAUUGCAAUGGUUUGGAGAAAAGACAUCAACGGAAUUGGUCAGCAUAUUUAAUAUUGGAAUAUCUGAUGAACGUGGAGGCAAGGUCUAUGCACUAAACGGAGUAAGGACUAUUAAGGAUUUACGGCUGCCGAAGCAAUCCGUAAACAUGUCUGAGCUAAGUUCGCAAUACCCACACAUAAAGAGUAUUCCUGUAAAAGGCUAUAGAAAUGCCUGAAAUACUAAUCGGACUAGAUAACCUACAUUUGAUAGCUCCAAAGCAAAUGAGAUCUAUGGGAUACGUUGGGCCAGCCAUUGCAUUAACCAAUCUGGGAUGGGUUGCGUAUGGAAAAUGUCGCGGAGAAUCAGGACCCAUGAGUAAUGUAAAGGCCGUACAUCUGGUUAAACACAAUGACGAGCACAUUGAACAGUUGGUGCGAGACUACAUCACGAAUUCGGAAAUGGAUGUGCGGAUUGUGAAGAGCCACGUAGAAGGUCGAGAAACUGAGAGAUCGAACCGAUUGCUAUCAACCACGACAAAACGUAUUGGUGACCGUUUUGAAACGGGAUUACUAUGGAAAGUGGAUGACGUCGUCUUGCCUGACAGCAAGAAAAUGGCAAUAAAGAGACAAUUGUCUUUGGAAAGAAAAUUUAUACAUGAUCCAGAGUACUACAAAAAAUACUGCGACCUGAUGGAAGCAUACGAAGAAAAGUCAUACAUUCGGCAUAUCACAAGCAAUGAACUGGAAGUGGACAAGAAAAAAGAAUGGUUCCUGCCUCAUUUUGGGGUCUUAAAUCCUAACAAGCCCGGCAAGUUGAGAAUUGUUUUCGACGCGGCUGCAGAAGUCGAUGGAGUGUCGUUAAACUCCAUGCUCAUGACUGGCCCCGACGGGUAUCAAUCCCUAACGGACAUUCUUAUGAGGUUCAGACAGAAACCGAUUGGAGUCUGUGCUGACAUAGCAGAAAUGUUCCACCAAGUCAUAAUACGAAAGGAGGAUCGAUGUGCCCAACGCAUACUAUGGAGGAAGAAUCCAGGCGACGAGAUGAAGGAGUAUGAAAUGCAGGUCAUGACCUUUGGAGCCAAAUGUUCACCGGCCUCUGCUCAAUAUGUGAAAAAUAGAAACGCACUUGAAUUUAAGGAAUCGUAUCCAGAUGCGGUGAAUGCCAUUAUUAAAAACCAUUAUGUGGACGAUUUGGUGCAUUGUUUUUCAUCCGAAGAAUCGGCUGUGAGAGUCGUGAAGGAGAUAGUUGACAUUCACAAAAAGGGAGGAUUCGAACUGAGAAAGUUUGUGUCCAAUUCGAAAUUCUUCAACAAGGUUUUUGGUAACGAACAAGUAGCUGAACCCAUAACUCUUGAUAGGGAUGAAUCUUCGCAUUAUCAAAAGGUCCUGGGAAUGUACUGGUGUACACGCAGCGACGAAUUUGGGUUCUCACUUUCGUUUAACAAAAUUGACGCAUCAAUCUUUUCAGAAUCAAGAAAACCGUCUAAGCUAGAAGUAUUGCGAGUGGUUAUGUCUGUGUUUGACCCAUUUGGAAUUCUAGCCGAAUAUUCCCUGAUCGCUAAACUGCUUCUGCAGUCAAUAUGGCAAAAGCGAACAGAGUGGGACCAGCCAAUUGAGGGCGACGAUAUAAAGCAAUGGAAAUGUUGGUUGCGCAGCCUAAGCCAAGCAUGCAAGAUAAGGAUACCCCGAUGUUACGCUGAAGAGUUCUUUGGGGAACCAAUUGAACUACACAUAUUUUGCGAUGCGAGUGAGUCAGCUUAUGCAGCAGUUGGAUACUGGCGCAUACGUACGAAAUCUGGAUGGAAGUCCGCAUUUAUAAUGGGAAAGACCAAGUGUGCCCCUAUGAAACUAUCGACCAUACCCAGGCUCGAGCAGGCGGCAGUGCUAGGAACUCGUCUCAGGAAAUGUAUUCUUGAGGGUCACGACGUCAACCCCAAAUGUGUCCACAUGUGGUCCGACUCCAAGACUGUCUUAGCAUGGAUUAAAUCAGAUCACAGAAAAUAUAAGCCAUAUGUAGGACACAGAAUUGACGAGAUACUUGAAGCCACAAGGUUGGAAGAUUGGCAUUGGGUGCCUACUAAGGAUAACCCGGCAGACUUUGGCACCAAACUCAGAUCUGGAACUCGAGAAACCUCCUGGUUGAGAGGCCCUCAAUUCCUUCAAGAGGACGCAAGUCAAUGGAAUCUAGGAACUUCAGACGUUGGUGACACGGAACUGGAACUAAGAAGCAAGUUUACGUUAUCAAUCAAUGAGAUGUCUUCAGAUGGAUCUGUCAAUAUCGUAUUCAGGGAGUUGCUGGAAAGGUUCUCUUCAUUUACAAGGCUGAUGCGAUUUGUCGCUUGGGUCUACAGGAUGUGUGAUCGUAAGAUCAAACGAAAAGUCUACCUUGAUGUAGCUGAAAUUGACUCUCUCCGUACGUACGCCCAUUCUCAUAUGUUGGAAUCGACUAUAUGGGACCGUUUCUGGUUGUAAGAGGAAGGAGUACCGAGAAACGCUGGAUAUGCAUAUUUACAUGCCUUACAAUAAGAGCAAUUCGUUUGGAAAUUGCCAGGGACCUGACAACAGAUACGUGUCUUCGAGUAUUGCAUAACUUCAUGGCGCGGCGCGGAAGACCAGUAAGAAUCCGAUCUGACAAUGGUACCAAUUUGGUGGGAGCUGAGCGUGAAUUGAAAAGAAAAUUACAGGACCUCGAUCACAUUAGAAUAGCGAACGAGCUGUCAACCAAGCAGAUCGAAUGGCUGUUUAAUUGCCCGCUAAGCCCCCAUGCAGGUGGGUGCUGGGAAAGAUUGGUAUGCAGUGUGAAGAGGGCCAUAGGACACGCGCUGCAUGACAAAAACCUGAAAGAAGACAUACUCUAUAGCCUAAUGUGUAACGCUGAAAACAUAGUAAAUUCCAGACCGCUUACACACAUUGCUCUGGAUAACACCACAGACGAUCCGAUAACCCCUAAUCACUUUCUUUUAGGUUCUCCCAAUUCUAGCCAGACACCACAUCCACAAGAGGAGAAGUACCAGCCAACUCGAAAGGAAUGGCGCAUCGCUCAGCAGAUCUCACACUCAUUUUGGAACAAGUGGCUUAAUGAGUACCUACCAGACUUAUGCAGACGGACAAAGUGGCAUCACCCAGUGCCACCACUCGCUGAAAUGGACAUUGUUCUUAUCUGUGAUAAGAACCUUCAUCGAUCUCAAUGGAAAAAGGGAGUUAUUCUAGCAGUCACGCCUGGACGCGACGGACAGGUUCGCUCAGCCACUGUAAAGACGACGGCUGGAGUUCUACACCGCCCAACCUGUAUGCUGGCAAAGCUAGACAUAUUGUGAAUCACGAGCGUGCUUGAUUCACGGUGGUGGGGAUGUUGUCGAGAAAAAUUAGCUUAUAUAUACUUAGUUUUAAGCAAGGGCACAGAUACCCUACAUAAAGAAAAAAGAGAAGAAAAAUGGCCACACUAUGAAAAGACAAGAAGGUCACAUUAGUUUGAGCAGUCGAAGAAAGAGCGGGGAGAAAAGACGAAGCGAAAUAAAACGCAACCAACGCCUAAGUACCUAUGAAGAUAA